Molecule: messenger RNA, 3702 nt
Organism: Bufo bufo (common toad)
Lineage: Eukaryota; Metazoa; Chordata; Amphibia; Anura; Bufonidae
Gene: SLC12A1
Product: solute carrier family 12 member 1
Exons: 26
Coding region: 1-3240 (1079 amino acids)
Biological process (GO): potassium ion homeostasis; sodium ion transmembrane transport; potassium ion import across plasma membrane
Cellular component (GO): membrane
Molecular function (GO): sodium:potassium:chloride symporter activity
Source: RefSeq, a predicted model, not a curated record
AUGAAUAAUUCCCCACAGUCAUUUGCAGACACAGCUCCCCUUAGUCCAACACGUUUUCAGGUCCAUGUGAUCAGUGAAGGUUAUGACAAUCCCACCUGUGAAGGAGAUAAGGACCCUCCACAGUAUGAAGAGACAUCUUUUGCUGGUGGAGACAGGCUUAGAAUGUUCAAUAUCCUGCACAAUGGAGACACUAUUAAGACAGAAGGAAGUUUCCAUCCUUACGACACUCACAAUAACACAUAUUACAUGAAAACAUUUGGUCACAACACCAUGGAUGCUGUUCCCAAGAUUGACUAUUAUAGAAACACUGGCAGUGUCUCCGGGAUCAAGAAAAUCCGACCGAGUCUGGCAGAAAUCCAUGAGCAGCUGUCAAAGGAUGUAGCAGUGACUCCUGGCUCUGUUUCAAAUGGAGAAGGUGCUUUGGGCGAUGAAGAGCAGAAUGAAGAGGAUCAACAGAAGGGAGGAUUUGUAAAAUUUGGAUGGAUAAAGGGUGUUCUGGUCAGAUGCAUGUUAAAUAUAUGGGGUGUGAUGCUUUUCAUUCGACUCUCAUGGAUUAUUGGUCAAGCAGGAAUUGGUCUUGGAGUGGUUGUCAUUGCUCUCAGUGUGGUGGUAACCACACUGACAGGUCUUUCUAUGUCAGCUAUAUGCACCAAUGGCAUUGUCAGAGGAGGUGGAGCAUAUUAUCUUAUUUCCAGAAGCCUUGGACCAGAAUUUGGUGGAUCUAUUGGACUUAUCUUUGCUUUUGCAAAUGCUGUUGCUGUUGCUAUGUAUGUGGUUGGUUUCUCAGAAACUGUUGUGGAUAUUCUAAAGGAUAAUGAUGCAAUCAUGGUGGAUGACAUGAAUGAUAUUAGGAUUGUGGGGACAAUAACAGUAAUCUUACUGCUUGGCAUCUCUGUAGCUGGCAUGGAAUGGGAAGCAAAGGCUCAAAUUGUGUUGCUGGUUAUCCUGCUUAUCGCCAUUGCCAACUUCUUUAUCGGAACUGUUAUCCCUACCACAGAGGAGAAGAGAUCAAGAGGAUUCUUUAAUUAUCAGGCUGCAAUAUUUGCUGAAAACUUUGGUCCAGAAUUCAGGAACGGUGAAGGUUUUUUCUCUGUCUUUGCUAUUUUCUUCCCAGCCGCUACUGGUAUUCUUGCGGGGGCAAACAUUUCAGGAGAUUUGGAGGAUCCACAAGCUGCUAUUCCAAAAGGAACCAUGCUGGCCAUCUUGAUCACAACCAUCGCCUAUUUAGGAGUGGCUAUUUGUGCAGCUGCAUCAGUAGUGCGUGACGCCACCGGAAAUAUCAACGAUACAAUCACUUCUGCCAUAAACUGCAAUGGAUCGGCCGCCUGCAGCCUUGGUUAUGAUUUCUCCGUAUGUGAAUAUGAGAAAUGUAACUAUGGGCUGAUGAAUAACUUUCAAGUCAUGAGUAUGGUAUCAGGAUUUGGCCCCCUGAUCAUUGCUGGCAUUUUCUCAGCCACCCUGUCCUCGGCUCUGGCAUCACUUGUCAGUGCACCCAAAGUAUUUCAGGCUCUCUGCAAGGAUAACAUUUACAAAGCACUUCACUUUUUCGCUAAAGGACAUGGAAAGAACAACGAGCCAAUCAGAGGAUACGUUCUUACAUUUGUCAUUGCACUGGCCUUUAUUCUGAUUGCUGAACUGAACACCAUUGCACCCAUAAUUUCCAACUUCUUCCUGGCUUCUUAUGCCCUGAUCAACUUUUCCUGUUUCCAUGCGUCAUAUGCAAAAUCACCAGGAUGGAGACCUGCAUUUAAAUAUUACAACAUGUGGGUAUCCCUCUUUGGAGCGCUGCUGUGCUGUGGUGUGAUGUUUGUCAUCAACUGGUGGGCUGCUGUCAUCACUUAUGGGAUAGAACUAUUCCUGUACAUCUACGUGACAUACAAGAAGCCAGAUGUUAAUUGGGGAUCUUCAACCCAGGCUCUUCAGUACACAAAAGCCUUAUCCAGUGCUUUGGACUUGAACAUUAUAGAUGAGCAUGUGAAAAACUUCAGACCUCAGUGCUUGGUUUUAACUGGUGCACCAAUGGCGAGACCAGCCCUUUUGGAUAUUGCUCACUCCUUCACCAAGAACAUAGGGCUUUGUAUCUCCUGUGAGGUGUUUGCUGGACCACGCAAACAGGCUGUGAAAGAAACGAAUGGUGGCAUGAUCAAGAAGCAGGCAUGGUUAUCUAAAAACAAGAAGAAUGCCUUUUAUGCUGCCGUUGCUGCUGAAAACUUCAGGGAAGGUGCAAGAACAUUCCUUCAGGCUGCCGGUUUGGGAAGAAUGAAGCCAAAUACCCUUGUGAUGGGCUUCAAGAAAGAUUGGAGACAGGCCAGCACAGUGGACUUGGCAAACUACGUGGGCAUAUUGCAUGAUGCAUUUGACUUUGAAUAUGGAGUUGUAAUUGUAAGGAAUAAUCAAGGAUUCGACAUCUCUGCAGUUCUUAUGGCUCAAGAGGAGUUCCAGAGACUAGAAAAAGAGAGACUGGCGCUUGAAGCAACUAUUAAGGAGAGUGAAUUUCAAGAUGGAAAUAGCAGGAUUCGCAGGUUCUUCUCUAAAUCUGACAAGCUGAAUAUUUCCAGUGAAGCUACUAAGAAAGAUGUCAGUACAGCACCACCAAUGCACAUGGGCGAGUAUAACCAGAGACUUGUAGAAGCCAGUGAACAGUUUAAUAAGAAGCAAGGGAAGGGGACUAUUGAUGUUUGGUGGCUGUUUGAUGACGGAGGUUUGACGCUACUAAUUCCACAUAUUCUGACCCUGAGGAAGAAAUGGAAGGAUUGUAAACUGAGAAUCUUCAUAGGUGGAAAAGUGAACCGCAUUGAGGAUGAAAAAUUAGUGAUGGCCUCAAUGCUCAGUAAGUUCCGCAUUAAAUUUGCCGAUGUAUAUAUUGUUGCAGACAUUAACACUAAGCCUAGCAAAGAAAGCUGGAAAUUUUUUGAAGAGAUGAUUGAGCCCUAUAGACUCCAUGAAAGUGCCAAUGAUGUACCCACAGCAGAGAAAAUAAGGAGAGAAAACCCAUGGAAAAUAACAGAUUCAGAACUUGAGAUGUUCAGAGAAAAGAGCUAUCGCCAAGUGCGACUUAAUGAACUUCUACAAGAACAUUCUCGUUCUGCUAACCUCAUUGUUCUGAGCCUCCCUGUUGCAAGAAAAGAAACAGUUUCUGAUCACCUGUACAUGGCAUGGGUAGAAAUCCUUUCUAAAAAUCUUCCAACUGUACUACUGGUCAGAGGAAAUCACAAAAGUGUACUGACUUUCUACUCUUAACACCGAAAGCCUCAAUUUCCAUGCGAUUGUAUUUACUGCGUCUACAAAAAAAAAAGUGAUAUACAUAUUCAAAAUUAAUGCCAAAAACUAAAAAGGGAAAUUUAAAUUUGUGUGAAAAUUCAAAUUCUAUCUUAUAUGGAAAACAAAAGCGAAUUCAAAUGACCAAUGCUGAAUGAUAUGGCUUGACAGGCACAUAAUUGUAUUUUAUAGUCUAACAUUCUUAUAAUCAGCUCUCUGUCCUAUUUUAUUGAACUCAAUAUAUUAUCUUAGAUCUGUUGUAUCAAUGGAAUAGGAAUUUUUGGCAACUCUAUUAUUGGGUUUUCUCAGUCUUGUUUGACCACCUAUGAACUUAAUGCUGUAUUUUUAUGGAAACACAGAAAUUUUAUAAAUUUUAUCAGUCCUAUUGAUUCACCGCUAGACAUCUGAAUGUAUGUAAAGAGAAUAAAUCUAUCUAAAAAUGUA